Molecule: messenger RNA, 2619 nt
Organism: Plasmodium coatneyi
Lineage: Eukaryota; Apicomplexa; Aconoidasida; Haemosporida; Plasmodiidae
Exons: 1
Coding region: 1-2619 (872 amino acids)
Molecular function (GO): ATP binding; ATP hydrolysis activity
Source: RefSeq, a predicted model, not a curated record
AUGAAGGUGUUCAUCCACAACGUAAAUACUUACACAGGGAGCUGCCUGUGCGAAACCUUCAGCGAGGUGAGGAACGAAAAGACGGAGAUCUACGGAACGGUGGUAGAGUCGAACAAACGGAAAAAUGGCCUAAAGUACGACUAUGGAAAGGUCACAAAAGUUGUGUCAAAAAUUCCUAAGGAUAAUAUAGUGAAGCAGUUACUACAAUGCGACUUAAUAAUCUUCGACCUGAACAAUACGAACGUGGAAGAAUUAGAAUACAUCAUACGGAAGGUGAAGUAUGAGAAGCUGAAAAAGGACACCACGUUGGUGCUCAUCUCGUCCGUCAUGACGUGGAACAAGACUAAGAGGAAAUUCUCCCCCCAGGGGGAGAGUGUCUACAGCGCAGCGGUGGGAAAACCAGAAGAAGCAAAGGGGGUUAGCGCGAAAGACCCCCCCUCCAGUGGAACCACUAAACAGAUCAACGUACCGGAAGUGUUCACCGAAAAGGACUACAUGAAGAGAACCCCUUCUAGACAAUACGAACAACACAAAACGAUCGAGACGCUAAUCUUAUCGCUUAACUCAAGGGAUAAACUAAACACCUAUGUGGUGGCGUCGGGAAUCCUCUACGGGAACGGGGAAAACGUAUUCUUCCCCAUUUUUAAAAAUGCGUGGCUAAGUGCGGACAAUCAGAUUAUAGACAGAGGGAAUAAUUUCAUUCCUCUGAUUCACGUGAAAGGUCUAUGCCAGUUUGUGAAGGAGCUGUACCUGAGACAGCCACCAAGGAAGUACCUCAUAGCAGUGGACAACGAACAUCUAACUCAGAAGACACUAAUAAAAACGGUUGGGAAAUUCAUCUCUGGAAACUCCACCUACCUUAGCGUGUCUCCUCAUGAUUCGCUCCUCUUUGACCACGCGGAAAUCAUGUGCGUCAACUUGAGGUUCGCCUGUUCGUACCUAGGGGGGGAGAGCCAUGAACAGGGAAAACAGGGGGGAUAUGAGGAGAAGGAAAAGGAUAAACCGGCAGAUGAAGAAGGGGAAGAAAACGAACAAGACGAUGAUGAGGAGGAUGAUCAGGACGAAGACGAUGUGGACAGGUCCGACGACCCAGACGUGGCAGACCAGACACAAACCGACAAGACUAACAGAACCAACCAGGAGGGACAUCCAAGUGGGGAGGGAUUCACGUUUCACUGCUCAGACGGGUUCACGAAAAACAUUUCCACCCUAGCCAGGGAGUUCUGCCAAUACAGGAAUCUGAAGCAGCUGAAGGUCCUCAUACUGGGCCAGCCAGGAGUGGGCAAAACAUUCAUUGCUAACAAAAUAUGCCACCACUAUAAUUUGAAAUUUUGUUCCAUUUCCUCCCUCAUCGAGGAGGGCAAACAGACGGGGUACCAUUUUCCCGACUACUACAAGGAGUACUUGAGUAACCUAAAUGACGAACAUGAGGGGAAGAAAAAAAAACACACAAAGGCAAGCACAAUGGGAACCGCCGUGGGAACGUCCAAGCUGACCCUCCCCGAUCUGACGUCCCUGUUUUACCAAAAGCUGCAAAGCAAUGAAUGCAAAUUUAGGGGCUUCGUUUUGGACUUCUUCCCUCGGAAUUAUGACGAGGCAGAAUACUUCUUCGGCAGCCACGGGGGGACGCAGACGGUGGAGGGCAGCACGAAGGAGGAUGCAGAACCGGGUGGGGAUAGCCAUGGGGAGGAAGAAGAUCAGGUGGACCAAACUGACGAAACGGAGGAAGGUGAUCUGUCACCGAAACACGGCAACGACCCCGACCAGGAAGCAACUGCCCAAGGAGAAAACACCCCAUCCAAGAAGCAACCCACCUUAACGGGGGCCACUCCAGAUCAAACCCACGACGGAAGCCUCAACGGGCGCCCCAAUGAGGAAGAUAAGAAUUCCCUCCUCCCCGAAUUUGUCAUUAUUCUGAAAUCGCCUGAAGAGCUCUGCAGAAGCAGAAUGAUGAACCUAUCAGAGGAAGAAAUAAUAAAAGGACACAACGACGAAAGUGGGUUCGAAAGAAGACACAAGAAAUAUGUGAAAGAAAACUGCAGAAAUGACUACUUUGAAUUUGACCAGAAAAAAUCCAUCGAGGAUUAUUUUCUCGAAAGGGAUGUAGACGUAUUCAACGUCCACAUAAAGGAAGAUUCUUCACUAGAGGACGUCCUCACAAAUAUAUACAUCUACAUAGAGAAGAAUGUAAAGUUUUACAACUUCCUUCCAUCCUGUGAAGAAAUGCUGAAAGACAAACUGCAACAACAGGAGAAGGAACUUUCCCUCGAAAAGGAAAAACUGGUGACGAAGGAAAAUCAACUCAUUGGAGAGGAGAUCAGCAAAAAUGAAGAGUUAAUAAAGGCAGAAAAAAAAAGACAAGAACUUCUGUUGGAACACCAGCAGCAGUACUUUCAUAACCAGUCCAUCCCAUUGAGGUUCUACUUGAUUAAAAAUAUCUUGCCCAUUUUAACAGAUGCGUUAAUACACAUUUGUCGAACCAAGCCCAAGAACCCCUGUCUGCACAUCGCACAGUAUUUGCUGGAAAACGCCCACAAGUACAACGUGGAGGAAGGUGCGUUGGAUAUGCUGCUAUCGAAGGAGUCGGGUGCCGACGGAGCAGGUGCCCAUGGGGGUUAA